Messenger RNA from Colletotrichum graminicola M1.001, 1128 nucleotides. RefSeq names its product RhoGAP domain-containing protein. The transcript is spliced from 2 exons. Lineage: Eukaryota; Fungi; Ascomycota; Sordariomycetes; Glomerellales; Glomerellaceae. Gene Ontology annotation, molecular function: GTPase activator activity. Gene Ontology annotation, cellular component: cytoplasm. The record is from RefSeq and is a predicted model, not a curated record. Bases 1 to 1128 code for a protein of 375 amino acids. Gene Ontology annotation, biological process: small GTPase-mediated signal transduction.
AUGAUUCGACUGAGCGGCAAAAGCCUCUUCUACCUCCCUUCCGACUAUGCCCCUGGCUCACUCGUCUUGCCAACUUGCUUCCGGGCCACCGCUCAAUACUUGGCCCAGUAUGGCCCUAAUACACGAGGAGUCUUUCGUAUUUCUGGAUCGGCCCGCAUUGUCAACGCAAUUUUCGACUAUUACUGCUACGAGAAAGCUGGAGAGGAGGUCACUGGUACAAUCCGCUGCCCUACCCUUCCACUUCACAUCAACGCUGGCCCGCAAGAUGUAGCCUCAGCCUUCAAAAAGUUUCUGUCGGUACUUCCAGGUGGUAUACUAGGCUCCCUUCCGCUUUUUGACGCUUUUGUGGCUAUCCAUAGCCAGCUUCGAAAAGAGCCUGAGCUUAGCCGCACCAAGGACACGAAGACUCGCGCUCGACUUAUUGCGCUAGCUAUCGGGACCGUCGAAUCUCAGUAUCGCCGAGAACUGAUAUGUGCUGUAUUUGGUCUUCUUUCCUUGAUUGGUCGUGCUGCUGAGACAGCGGCUCGUGAGGACGAGCAGGGUCGACCGCUUCCGACCUCGGACCUCAUGGGAUACACAGCUUUGGGAAUCGUGUUUGGACCGCUUCUCGUCAGUGAUUUGUUGGAUUCAUACACUAUGAAGCUUGCAAACCCGUCUUCAGGAUUGUUACUAUUUCCCCUCACCCCGCCUCAAAUCAAGAAGGAACGGCAGCGCAAGAUUGCAAUACAUGGCGAAGGAGGCCCUCUAUCUGUCGACAAAAUCCAUGUGGCCAAUGAUAUUGCUGAGAUGAUCAUCACAAACUGGCGUGAGGUCAUCCGAAACAUGAAGAACUUGUCGAUUUUAGCCAUAACGAGCCAUGAACUGGAGAGCCCGAGCCGCCGAGAGCUUCUUCGGUCGUCGAAUUCCGAGCCAUUCACCAUUGGCUUGCCCAAAGGGUGGAAAAGCAAGCGAUCUUCUCCGGCUACCUCUUUCAACCGAGAGAAGUCACCAUCUCCUACAACUCCUACACCAGCACCACGUAAGUUCAAAACGAACUCCGGUCCCUCAAGGUCACGCAUGCUUAUGGGUGGCAGGAAGCGGAGGGAAGCCGACUGUGAGAACAACGGAAAAUUCAGGCGAGACGCUUAA